Hirsutella rhossiliensis is the source of this 1731-nucleotide messenger RNA. Its product is annotated as phosphate transporter family domain-containing protein. Gene Ontology annotation, biological process: phosphate ion transmembrane transport. The record is from RefSeq and is a predicted model, not a curated record. Gene Ontology annotation, cellular component: membrane. The coding region runs from base 1 to 1731 and encodes 576 amino acids. The transcript has 3 exons. Lineage: Eukaryota; Fungi; Ascomycota; Sordariomycetes; Hypocreales; Ophiocordycipitaceae.
AUGUCUGCCCUGCACCAAUACGACUACAUCUUUGCCAUCACCUCUGUACUCGCGGCGUUGGACGCCUGGAACAUCGGUGCCAACGAUGUCGCCAACGCGUUUGCGUCGUCGGUCUCUUCGAGAUCGCUGACGCUCAAGCAAGCCAUGGCGCUGGCGUCGGUGUGCGAAUUCUCCGGCAGCGUUACGGUGGGAAGCCGGGUGACGGAAAUGGUUCGCAAGGCCAUCGUCAAUCCUCACCACUUCGACGAUGCGCCGGCUGUCCUCCUCUUGGCCAUGAUGUGCACCAUCAUGUCCUCCUCGAUCUUCCUCACCGUUGCCACGAGAAAGGGGAUGCCCGUCAUGCCCACGCACUCGCUCCUCGGCGGCCUGAUUGGCUCGGGCAUAGCUUCCAUCGGCGUCUCCAAGAUCAACUGGGGCUGGACUGGGGUGUCGCGGGUCAUAGCCGCGUGGGUCAUUUCUCCCGGCUUCGCUGGCCUCUUGGGCGCAGCCCUCUUUCUCUUCACCAGGACAGCUGUCCUCUGCAAGGCGGGGGCAGUCAAGCGGGCCUUUUUCUCGAUUCCCUUUUACUCCUUCAUCACCUUUGGCGCGCUGGCAACGCUUGUGGUAUGGGAAGGCAUGUACCUUGGCACCGUACCGACCAAGAUUGUGCUCAUUUCUAUCUUUGCGGCGGCUACAGGAGGCGUAUUGCUUGAGAGCUUCUUCGUCAUGCCUUGGCUCUGGGCGAGAGUCGUGCGAGACGAUUGGACCUUGAAGGGGUACCACGCCUUCCAGGGACCUUUUCUUCUUUGGCGCCGACCUCCGCCACCUACGCCUCGAGGGGCCAUCAAGCCUCACAUCACCGACUUUUACCGAGGCCAUCUUACCCCGGAGGAGCUACAAUUUGUCCGCGCCUCGGAGAAGCUGUUGCAGUCGGUGCAGACGUCUGACGGCAAGCCGCCCCCGACACACGACGACGAUGAGGAGCCGAUCCUGCCGCCGCCCGCGCAGUCUCCGCCACCCGGGUGGGUAUCACGCCUGGACCCCGAAUCCGAGGCCUUGACCCCCCCUCGGCCGCCGGGAUCAGGGACCAGCUGGCCAGUCAUUAGAUGGAGAAUUGGCCGAAUUUUCCUCAGGGGGGUGGAAAGGGAUGUCAUUAGCAUGCAGAAGUGCAACGCGUUGCUGGAGUGGGACAUUGCCGACAUGCAUUCACGGGCCCGUCGAUACGACAACCGCGCCGAGUACAUGUUUUCCACCCUGCAGGUCAUCACGGCGGCCGCCACCUCGUUUACGCACGGGGCCAACGACGUGUCCAACGCCAUUGCGCCCUUUUCCGUGGCCUACGAGGUGUGGUCGGAGGGCCGCGUGCCCGAGAUGACAAAUGUGCCCAUCUGGCAGCUCUGCUUCGGCGGCGCGGUGAUUGUGCUCGGCUUGCUAACCUUUGGCUACCACGUGAUGCGCACGUUGGGCAACCGGCUGACGCUCGUCUCGCCCAGCCGCGGCUUCUGCAUGGAGCUUGCCUCGGCCAUCACGGUGCUCGUGGCGACGAGGCUGCGGCUGCCCGUGUCGACGACGCAGUGCAUUGUGGGGGCCACCGUCGGGGUUGGCCUGGCCAACGGCGACUGGCGGUGCAUCAAUCUGAAGCUCACGGGCCAGAUCUACUUGGGGUGGCUCGUCACAUUGCCCGUGACGGGUUUUGUUUCGUGGUGCCUGAUGGGGAUGCUGUUAAAUGCACCGUCGUGGCCGGGGGCGUAA